Cyanistes caeruleus (blue tit) is the source of this 1095-nucleotide messenger RNA. NCBI's taxonomy places the organism in Eukaryota, Metazoa, Chordata, Aves, Passeriformes, Paridae. The record is from RefSeq and is a predicted model, not a curated record.
AGGUGAAAUCAGAUGCUACUGUGAUGCUGCACACUGUGUUGCAACCGGCUAUAUGUGCAAAUCUGAGCUUAGCGCCUGCUUCUCCAGACUGCUUGAUCCUCAGAAUACACAUUCCCCACUUACUCAUGGCUGCUUGGACUCUAUUGCAAGCACAGCUGAGAUCUGCCAAGCCAAACAAGCACAAAACCACUCUGCCACCACCACCAUGUCCACAUUGGAAUGCUGUCAUGAAGAUAUGUGCAAUUACAGAGGACUGCACGAUGUUUUGUCUCCGUCCAGAGGCGAUGCUUCAGGACAAGGGAGCAGAUAUCAACACGACAGCAGCAGGAAUCUCAUCACCAAGGUGCAAGAAUUGACUUCUUCAAAAGAGUUAUGGUUCAGGGCAGCUGUAAUUGCUGUUCCAAUAGCUGGUGGGCUAAUCUUGGUGCUCCUUAUCAUGCUGGCCUUGAGGAUGCUCAGGAGUGAAAACAAGAGACUGCAGGAUCAGCGACAGCAAAUGCUCUCUCGUUUGCACUACAGUUUUCAUGGACAUCAUUCGAAAAAAGGGCAGGUGGCAAAAUUGGACUUGGAAUGCAUGGUGCCUGUGACUGGUCACGAGAACUGCUGCAUGACCUGUGAUAAAAUGAGACAUUCAGACCUCAGCAAUGAUAAAAUUCUUUCCCUGGUCCACUGGGGAAUGUACAGCGGACAUGGGAAGCUGGAAUUUGUAUGACCAAUUAUUUUUUAAUCUGGGCUAAACUUACUCUCUGAACUCUUGAAGGCCUUUGGGUUCUGCUGGACAGGAGCACUUUAUCUUAAAACAAAAACUCUCAUAAAUCAUCUUUGAGAAACAAAGGACCUCUGCAAACAGAAUCUUGGAUAUUUCUUCUGAAGGAUUCCAAAAGUUGUCUUAUUUGCACAGAGUAAAAUACACUCAAAUGUAUCGUUUGCUUCAGAGUUGUGAAAGCAAAAGUUAGAAGUUGUAAACACUGUCACCAGGGUUAUCUGAACUGUAGGGAGCUGAGAACUGAUUUAUUAUAAUAAACUGUAUGCAAGCUCCUGUGUUUCCUGACUUAUUGUAAAGAUUUUUUUAAAAUAUAUAUAUUUUGUCUGAAA